UUUUAGCUACAUUUCCUCUUUGUUGCAGGACUACGAGGUAGACCUGUACCUGCGACAGAAGUGGCACGACGAGCGCCUCCAGCACCCAGACAUCACCGAAGUGCUGGAUCUCAACGACCCCAACCUCGUUAAAGCCAUCUGGAAGCCCGAAGUCUACUUUCCCAACGCUAAGCAUGCCGAGUUCCAGUUCGUCACGGUGCCCAACGUACUCAUCCGAAUCAACCCGGACGGCGAGAUCUUGUACAUGCUCAGGCUAAAGUUGACCUUCUCUUGUAUGAUGGACCUGUCUAAGUUCCCUCUUGACAACCAGAUUUGCACAAUGGAAGUAGCCAGCUUUUCGAAGACGAUCGAGGAGCUCCGCCUAGAGUGGAAGAACUUGAACCCAGUGAUCAUGGGAAAAGGACUGAGAAUGCCUCAGUUCGAGAUUGUCGACAUCAUGGCUUCCGACUGUCAAGAAUCCUUCCAGAUCGGUAAUUAUAGUUGCUUAGUGGCCGAAUUCUUCCUGAGCAGGUCUGUUGGCUUCCACUUGGUCCAGAGUUACUUGCCAACUAUUCUCAUCGUCGUCAUCUCUUGGGUUUCCUUCUGGAUGGACGUUGAUUCUGUUCCUGGCAGGACAACCCUUGGGGUCACAACUCUCCUUGCUGUGUCCUCCCAAUCCUCAGGUAUUCAAAGUGGUCUACCCCAAGUAAGCUAUGUGAAAGCUAUUGAUGUCUGGAUGGGCACCUGUACAGCUUUUGUUUUCUGUGCCCUGCUUGAGUUUACUUUUGUGAACUACAUGUGGAGGAAAGUGGUGCCGAUUGAAACAGUUUCUGCCAGAGAUAUUAACGGAGGUGUCAAACAAGACCAAUUGCCGGGCCGAAAAAUUGCUAUUGAACUACCCAACUCUAACAUGCGGAUGGCGAGAAGAAUAGAUGAAUAUUCUAGAUUAUGUUUCCCAAUCGCUUUUGCCAUGUUCAACCUUCUCUAUUGGAGCCAAUGGGAAGGCGGUGGGUGGAGGCAUUGAAUUGGAGAAUUAAGAACUCAAAGGGUAGUAAAAAUAUAAGGCCAAGAAUGAAGUUCAGAGGAAUUGAAUGUCGUUUGAGAGUUACAUUAUAUGUACAUAUAAAAAACAUGGUGAAUGAAACAAUUGUUUGAAUCUUAUGUCUCAGUUCUUCAAUAAUUCCUUCAACAUUACAUCGAUCUUUAUAUUGAUAAUAAUAUGUUUUAUGUCUUUAUUAUUGUUUUAUGUAUAUAAGACUGAUGUUGAUGAAAAGCAAUUAACUUACUUGACUAUUUGAUAGUGAGCAUAUACUUAAACUGGCAGUAUUAUCUUUAAAUCUUAUACAAUUUUAUCAUUUUUUUUAUACGUG
Messenger RNA from Nezara viridula (southern green stink bug), 1349 nucleotides. The record is from the annotation of a GenBank genome assembly. NCBI's taxonomy places the organism in Eukaryota, Metazoa, Arthropoda, Insecta, Hemiptera, Pentatomidae.